Capsicum annuum is the source of this 1559-nucleotide messenger RNA. Its product is annotated as WRKY transcription factor 22. Gene Ontology annotation, molecular function: transcription cis-regulatory region binding; DNA-binding transcription factor activity. Lineage: Eukaryota; Viridiplantae; Streptophyta; Magnoliopsida; Solanales; Solanaceae. The record is from RefSeq and is a predicted model, not a curated record. Gene Ontology annotation, biological process: regulation of DNA-templated transcription. The transcript has 3 exons. Gene Ontology annotation, cellular component: nucleus. The coding region runs from base 138 to 1286 and encodes 382 amino acids.
ACUCAUUUACACCCCUCCGUUCUCCCUCCUCCCUCUCUCACACAUCAAAAAGUCAGCGCCCUCUUUUGUCUUCAUCUCUUUCUCCAUUUCUUCUCUCUAAAAGAAUAGUCAAGGAUAAAGCAUAUCAAGAACAUAAUAUGGAAGAAGAUUGGGAUCUACAUGCCGUGGUCAGAAGUUGCACCCCCGCUAACACCGCCAGCACCACAACGAAUGAUUGUGAUCUAGUUCAUGGUAUAUUAAAAGUAGACGGUGCUCUGAUGAAAUCUUUACGAAUAGAAAAAGAUUAUCGUCAAUUUGAUAAUGAUCAAAUGACAUUGCAGAGGGGCUCUACCACCACUUCUUGCAAUCCCACAAACAAUAUUCAUUAUUUAUGCAGCUUCCAACCAAGACCAAAUGAUAACAACAACAACUCUUUAUUUUGCUUUAAAGAUCUGCUAGAGCAAAGAAUAUUGACCACAAAUAGUGCUACUGAUUUCGAAGAGUCGCAUGAAUUGUGCAAGCCCUUCUUUACUGCAUCAGAAAGUUUAACCAUUUCAUCACCACGGAGGGGAUUACCUAUAUCACCUAUCUCUGUUCUUGGACGACUACAAGAUCUACCACCAUCGUCGCAGCAGCAGCAACAACAACAUCUUCAUCAGCUUACUAAUACAAAACCAAUUCAGCCUAAGAGACCUCUGUCGUCUCUAAAUGGUUCAAUAACUAAUUGUACUUUACAUGCUCAAAGUUCAAGAACUAAAAGAAGGAAGAACCAAUUGAAGAAGGUAUGCCAAGUAGCUGCUGAUGCUUUAUCUUCUGAUAUGUGGUCUUGGAGAAAAUAUGGGCAAAAACCCAUUAAAGGUUCCCCAUACCCAAGGGGUUAUUACAAAUGUAGCACUUCAAAGGCUUGUUUGGCCCGCAAACAAGUGGAGCGAAAUAGAUCCGACCCGAAUAUGUUCAUUGUCACUUAUACAGCUGAGCACAAUCAUCCUAUGCCUACGCACAGAAAUUCCUUAGCCGGAAUCAGCCGCCACAAAACGGCGAAUCCCAACAAACCCACCAGCUUAUCGCCGGCGACCAACUCUCCGGCACCGGAAAAUCAAGAAAGCAGCAGGGAUGACAAAGAGGAUAUUUUUGAAGAUGACGACGAUGAAUUUGGUAAAACUGAACCGGACGAUGAUUUCUUCGAUGGUUUGGAUGAGCUUGUAAUCCAGGCUACCGGAGAUAGCUUGCCGGAGAAAUUUUCGGGGACUUUGCAGUUCCCUUGGUUGGUGAAUAAUGCCGCUACCACGGCGGCCGGCGGUGGUUGACUUGACGGAAAAAAACAAAAAGAAGAAAUGCUGCUUUUCUUAUCAAUGACUUUCUUUUUAGUUUGUAUUAUCUUUUUUAUUUGUCCGUUAGAGAUAGAAAAGAGGAGAGAGUCUUAAUUUUGUACGUGUAACGUAUAAUUCUAACCCCCCAUCAUCAUAGAGAGAGAUAGGCAUGUAGAGAUAGGAAAGGAAGUGUUUGAUUCAAUGUUCCUUUCAAAAAAAGAAACUAUUGUAUAGAAUGGGUUAAAUUCUAUUCACGCUGACUUAACUUGA